Molecule: messenger RNA, 495 nt
Organism: Seminavis robusta
Lineage: Eukaryota; Bacillariophyta; Bacillariophyceae; Naviculales; Naviculaceae
Source: the annotation of a GenBank genome assembly
AUGACUCUAUUGCCACAUGACACAACCUGGACGGAGAAGGAUAUCAUUCUCCACUUUGUGCGUGCCAACCACAAGUUUGUGCCGGUAAUUGCACAACAAUUGAAGGUAUUGGGGGAGGAUUGGUAUGGAUUUCCCAUGUUCCUACUUCUGAUUCCCAUGUAUCUUCUCCCAGAGGAGCUCAAGCUUUUUAGCAUUUACUCCCAACACAAUCAAGACAAAAUCAAGCAGUACGAGCGUGCCUGGGGAAAGGCUAAUGGUCGCGUCGGCGGUCUUGUCAGCGGUCUAACUGCCUACAAUGAGGGUACGGGAAUUCAUGCCUUGGACCAUGCGGAAACACAGGCUAAUCGAACCAGGGGCGGUCUUACUACCUACAAUGAGGGUAUUGGAAUUCAUGCCUUGGACCUUGCUGAAAAACAGGCUAAUGGUCGAGCAUCCUACAAUGGGGAAUCUGGUCUGGCUGCCUACGUGGCGGACCAUGCUGAAAAGGGACUUUGA